AUGCAGUCUGUAGUGUGCGCCGACGGUGAAGCCUACCUGCUGCCCUGUACCUCGGGCACGCGUUGCGUCAGUCACGCCAGCUUCGCCGGCGGCGUCUGCUACCCGGACACGUCCCUCAAGUCCUGUGGGUGCGACAAAGGUGACUACGUCUUACCGGACCCUUACAACCCUGCGGCCUUCCUUCUCUGCCAGUCCAAAGACAGCGAUCCCGAAGUGAUCAUCUGCUCUGAUGGCUACGACUUCGACCCCGACAGCAAGAUUUGCGUCGCUGCUCCUACUUUCCCUGCCUGUGUGGCCACCGGCAGUUUUGCUCUUCAGAACGCAUGUCGAUGGUUCUACACCUGCGUGCCGAACGGGUCGAGCGGCUGGCAGCAAGUGCACGGCAUCUGUCCCGGUCAACAGCAGAUGUACAGCCAGGUGUUGGGAAGGUGUGUCGACCCGGACGCCUUGCCCCAUGAGGACCCUUGUAGCAAGAGCGACAAGGUCAUCAUCCGCUACACCUGUUCCUUCUGGCAGCUGCUCUACCUUAUCUUCUUCCCGCACAAGAUUGCUUCCAUCUGUUACUUCUGA
Procambarus clarkii (red swamp crayfish) is the source of this 570-nucleotide messenger RNA. The record is from RefSeq and is a predicted model, not a curated record. Lineage: Eukaryota; Metazoa; Arthropoda; Malacostraca; Decapoda; Cambaridae.